GGGUACUUAUAUUCGAAGUACGGUCCAGCUGGCCUUUAAGGGAAACACCCUAUUACGAAAUAUUAUUCACGUGGCAGGUACCGUUCGUUUUUUUCACCUAUCAAUUUUCACGUCAGAUUAUGACUUAGGAAAUUAUUCUUCAUUCAGGCGAUUGUUGUGACCGCAAUGUUCAUUGCGUAUAUUUGCCCAGACGUCUUCUUGUGCGUUCUGAAUAUACACGUGAUCUGUCAGUUUCGCAUCAUACAAUAUAAAAUGUUGCAUUUCUGGAACUCCGAUGUUAAAGACACAGGCACAGUCAGAUACAGUGCUCAAUGUUCCGCAGCUUUGAAGAAAUGUAUUCAACAGCAUCAAUCGCUUAUUCAAUUCUGCGAGAAGCUCGAACACGUGUUCUCGUACACAGUUUUAUUUCAUAUGGUCAUUUUCAGUCUGUUAAUGGGUUUCGAUUGCUAUGAAAUAAUUUUGUCAGACACCUGUACUUCAAGACGUUUGCUUUUCGUGUUCCACGUAUUGGGUAGCUUUAUCCACUUAAUGAUAUUCACGUACACUUGCCACGGUUUGAUGGAAGAAAGCACAAAUAUUAUUACAGCGAUAUAUUUCGGAUCGUGGAAUACUUUGCCAAUGGAUAAAAUCGGCAGAUCGCUCAGAUCGGAUGUGAAAAUGAUUAUGACCAGGUCAUUGAAACCUUGUUGUCUGACUGCUGGUGGAUUUUUUCCUGUCUCCUUAGAGACCUUUACUGGGCUUGCAAGUUCCACGUUUUCUUACUUUACUCUGUUGAGGGAAUCGUUCAUGAGAAACGAAGCCUAAUAAUGUACAAAAUGGAUCUCUUAUAUAUUUAACAUAAAAAUGUUGUG
This is a messenger RNA of Osmia lignaria (orchard mason bee), 851 nucleotides long. Lineage: Eukaryota; Metazoa; Arthropoda; Insecta; Hymenoptera; Megachilidae. The record is from RefSeq and is a predicted model, not a curated record.